UGCCUCAAAGUGACCACGGACCAAGCAGUCUUUAAUGAACAGGCAAGGCCAACCUCUGCUCCCUGGGAAGAGGAACUGCUCAUCUGAAAUCCAUCACCUUUUUGGAGUCUUCAAACCAAGGAUUGAAAAGAACAUAAGAAGUAAACUGGCCUCCAGUGCCUCUGGCCUUCCUGUGGAAAGCAGACAAAGAGUGUAUGAAGACUGUUCAAAUAUGUCAGAGACUUCCUCCCAUGAUUCUUUCUAUGAUUCCCUAUCAGACAUGCAGGAAGAAAGCAAGAAUACUGACUUCUUCCCUGGGCUAUCUGCUUUUCUCAGCCAGGAAGAGAUAAACAAGAGUCUUGACUUGGCCCGGAGAUCUAUAGCCAACUCUGAGACAGAAGAUUUUGAUUCAGAAAAGGAGAUCUCACAGAUUUUCAACACCUCUCCUCGAAGCCUCUGUGAAAAACCUUCUCAUAAGGAGACCAAAUUGGGUAAGCCAACCUCCUCAGGAAGACCUCAUGAUAACAGGCCACCACCUGUCCAGCCUCUGCCAGAAGAACAAACUGAGCCUAUCUCUUCACCUGUUUCAAAGAGGAAGCCUGCCAUGUCACCCUUGCUUGCCAGCCCCAGCUAUAUCCGGAGUCUGCGAAAGGCUGAGAAACGUGGUACAAAGACUCCCAACACAAGUGUAAAGCCCAAACCAGCGUAUCAAGGUAAGGCUGGCCCCCAGAGCCAGCUGUGUGACAAGGCAGCUAAUCUCAUCGAGGAGCUGACAUCCAUAUUUAGAGAAGCGGCAAAGCCAAAAAACAGAAGCCCAAAUGGGGAGUCCUCAUCACCAGACAGUGGGUACUUGUCUCCUAAAAACCAGCCGUCAGCCCUGAUGAGUGCCUCAGCCAGCCAGAGCCCCACUGAAGACCAACAGGAGUUGGAAGCAGAGGCCAAGUUACCCAAGGCCAGGCAUUGCUACCAGACAGACCAGAAGGUGGCAAUGCCAUGCAGUACCAUCUCUCCCCCACAGCCCCAGAAUGCUCUUCGCUUCCCUUCAGCUCCUCGAUUCAUCCAGAAGCUGCGGAGCCAAGAAGUGGCAGAAGGAAGUAGAGUUUAUUUGGAGUGCAGAGUCACAGGAAACCCAACUCCUCGAGUCAGAUGGUUCUGUGAGGGGAAGGAGCUGUACAACACUCCUGACAUUCAGAUCCACUGUGAAGGUGGAGACCUCCAUACCCUGAUCAUAGCAGAGGCCUUUGAGGACGACACAGGUCGCUAUACCUGUCUGGCUACCAACCCCAGCGGCUCAGACACAACAUCUGCCGAGGUGUUCAUUGAAGGUGCCAGUUCAACAGAUUCUGACAGUGAAAGUUUAGCUUUCAAAUCAAAACCUGGAGCUAUGCCACAAGCUCAAAAGAAAACAACUUCCGUUUCCUUGACGAUAGGAGCAUCAUCUCCGAAGACAGGAGUGACCACAGCUGUGAUUCAACCAUUAUCUAUCCCUGUUCAACAGGUUCACAGUCCAACUUCGUAUCUCUGCCGACCUGAUGGAACCCCUUCUGCCUACUUUCCUCCUGUUUUUACAAAGGAACUACAAAACAUAGCCGCAUCAGAGGGCCAGGUGGUGGUUCUGGAGUGCCGGGUCCGAGGAGCGCCCCCUUUGCAGGUCAAGUGGUUCCGACAAGGGAGUGAAAUCCAGGACUCUCCAGAUUUCAGAAUUCUACAGAAAAAACCUAGAUCUACAGCUGAACCUGAGGAGAUCUGUACCCUGGUUAUUGCUGAGACUUUCCCAGAAGACGCGGGGAUCUUUACAUGCUCGGCAAGAAAUGAUUACGGAUCAGUAACCAGUACUGCCCAGCUGAUUGUCACCUCAGCCAACACUGAAAACUGUAGCUAUGACUCAAUGGGAGAAUCCAACAAUGACCACUUCCAACACUUUCCACCUCCCCCUCCAAUCUUGGAGACAAGUUCCUUUGAAUUGGCUUCAAAGAAACCGUCUGAGAUCCAGCACGUGAACAGCCCAGAGUUAGGACUUAGCAUGGCAGCCCUUCAAAUGCAAUUCAGUUCUACUGAGAGGGAAACGAACGGAGUCCAUCCCAGCCAUGGAGUAAAUGGACUGAUUAACGGCAAAGCUAACAGUAGUAAAUCUCUUCCAACACCAGCUGUCCUGCUUUCACCCACGAAGGAGCCACCACCUCUGCUUGCCAAACCCAAACUGGACCCUCUGAAACUCCAGCAGCUCCAGAACCAGGUCCGCCGCGAGCAGGAGGCCGCCCCUCGCAGCGCGCCGCCCUCGCCGCCCUUCCCGCCGCCGCCCGCCCUGCCCGAGCUCGCGGCCUGCGCGGCGCCCGCCGCUCCGGAGCCCAUGAGCGCGCUCGCCUCCCGCUCGGCGCCCGCCAUGCAGUCGUCCGGCUCCUUCAACUACGCGCGCCCCAAGCAGUUCAUCGCCGCGCAGAACCUGGGCCCCGCGUCGGGCCACGGCACGCCUGCCUCCAGCCCCAGCUCGUCCAGCCUGCCGUCGCCCCUGUCGCCCACGCUGAAGCCCUUCGGCCGGCCGGCCGCGCCACCCUUCGCGCAGCCCUUCGGCGCCGAGGCCGAGGCCGCCUGGUACCCGGGCUCGCCCUCCCCGCCGCCACCGCCGCCGCCGGUCUUCAGCCCCACCACGGCCUUCCCGGUGCCCGACGUGUUCCCGCUGCCGCCGCCGCCGCCACCGCCGCUCCCGGGCCCCGCCUCGCCCGCCGCCCGCUUCGGGCCCGGUCAGACGCCCGCGGCCUUCCUCAGCGCCCUGCUCCCCUCGCAGCCCGCGCCGGCGGCCGUCAACGCCCUGGGCCUGCCCAAGGGCGUCACCCCCGUGGGAUUUCCAAAGAAGUCCAAUAGAACUGCUAGAAUAGCCUCUGAUGAGGAGAUUCAAGGCACAAAGGAUGCUGUCAUUCAAGACCUGGAACGAAAACUGCGCUUCAAGGAGGACCUCCUGAACAACGGCCAGCCGAGGUUAACAUAUGAAGAAAGAAUGGCUCGUCGAUUACUAGGUGCUGAGAGUGCAACUGUCUUUAAUAUUCAGGAGCCGGAAGAGGAAGCAGCUAAUCAGGAAAUUGAGUCUCCUCAUGCUUCUGUAGGGGGUCCUCUGGAUGGUCAAAAGGAAUACAAAGUCUCCAGCUGUGAACAGAGACUCAUCAGUGAAAUCGAGUACAGGCUAGAAAGGUCUCCUGUGGACGAAUCAGGUGAUGAAGUUCAGUAUGGGGACGUGCCUGUGGAAAACGGAAUGGCACCAUUCUUUGAGAUGAAGCUGAAACAUUACAAGAUCUUUGAGGGAAUGCCUGUAACUUUCACAUGCAGAGUGACUGGGAAUCCAAAGCCAAAGAUCUAUUGGUUUAAAGAUGGAAAGCAGAUCUCUCCAAAGAAUGAUCACUACACCAUUCAAAGAGAUCUCGACGGGACCUGCUCUCUCCAUACCACAGCCUCCACCCUAGACGAUGACGGGAAUUACACCAUCAUGGCUGCAAACCCUCAGGGCCGCAUCAGUUGUACUGGACGGCUAAUGGUACAGGCUGUCAACCAAAGAGGUCGCAGUCCCCGCUCUCCCUCAGGCCAUCCUCAUGUCAGAAGGCCUCGUUCUAGAUCAAGGGACAGUGGAGAUGAAAAUGAACCAAUUCAGGAGCGCUUCUUCAGACCUCACUUCUUGCAGGCUCCUGGCGAUCUGACUGUUCAAGAAGGAAAACUCUGCAGGAUGGAUUGCAAAGUCAGUGGGUUACCAACCCCAGAUCUCAGCUGGCAGCUAGAUGGGAAGCCAAUCCGCCCAGACAGUGCUCACAAGAUGCUCGUGCGUGAGAAUGGGGUGCAUUCUCUCAUCAUAGAGCCAGUCACAUCACGAGAUGCCGGCAUCUACACGUGUAUAGCCACCAAUCGAGCAGGACAGAACUCAUUCAGCCUGGAGCUUGUGGUUGCUGCUAAAGAAGCACACAAACCCCCCGUGUUUAUCGAGAAGCUGCAAAACACAGGAGUUGCUGAUGGGUACCCAGUGCGCCUGGAAUGCCGUGUUUCAGGAGUGCCACCGCCUCAGAUAUUUUGGAAGAAAGAAAAUGAAUCACUCACUCACAGCACUGACCGAGUGAGCAUGCACCAGGAUAAUUACGGCUACAUCUGCCUGCUCAUUCAGGGAGCCACAAAAGAAGACGCUGGGUGGUACACGGUGUCAGCCAAGAAUGAAGCGGGGAUUGUGUCCUGUACUGCCAGGCUCGACGUUUACACCCAGUGGCAUCAGCAGCCACAGAGCACCAAGCCAAAAAAAGUACGGCCCUCAGCCAGUCGCUAUGCAGCACUUUCGGACCAGGGACUAGACAUCAAGGCAGCGUUCCAACCUGAAGCCAGUCCAUCUCACCUAACACUGAAUACCGGCCUGGUAGAAAGUGAGGACCUGUAAGCCAACAUUCUUGUCAAAGCUGAAACACUGAAACAGCCAUUGCCUUGACCAACAUAUUCCUUUGUCACAUUAUGUAAAAGGCAAAAAACAUACCUUCUAUUUCUAUAAGAAAUAAAAAGACACCAAAAUAAUAUUUUUCUUACUUGAUAUACCAAACUUAACUUAGAGUUUAAGUAGGCGAUGCUAAUAGAAAUGUACACAUUGCACAGAAAAUUCACGUUCAUCAUCCAAUUUAAAACUUUUGGAAUUGCUGUGAUUAAAGUGGUCUGAAAUGCCAAAAUGCUAAAGGAAAUCAGUUGUUCAAAGGUAACCACAAUUUGUACUAUCCCUAGUGCCUUUAAACACUAGCUAUAGGUGCUACAUAGCAUGACCGUGUGGGGUGCUGAACAAGAUGCAAUUGUACCACAAAUAAUUCUAAAAUGAUCCUCAAGUGGCAGUGUCUUCAGACAGCUACAGUGAACCAAGUGCAAUAUGUGAGGAUGAAAAAGGAAGAGGAAAUGACAAAGAAAUCCAAGUAAAUGCCUUGUCUUUGCAAAUUGUUUUACAUUAAAUCAUAAGGAAGGAAUUACUUGACUUAAAUUUUAUUAGUAUCAAGAGUUUUCUAACAAGGUUAAUACCUUAGUUCUUAACCUUUUUUUCUUUAUGUGUAGUAUUUUCUUUUCAUGCUACCUUGGUAGGAAACUUACAAACCAUGUUAAAAGGCUAAUUUAAAUAUAAGUAAUAUAAAGUAUUCUGAAUAACGCAGAACUAUAUUAACAAACAAACAGUCCAUUCCACAGAAGGCAUCCAGACCACCCACAUGACCAAGGCAUAGUAUUUGGAGGAAACGGGUUUGGAAGCAGGGAGGAGAAUGAAGGAAAAUGCUGCCAGCGCACUCAGUGAAUUCACUUAGAGAAAAGCAGAAGGGGCAGGAGACAUGGUAAAGGCCAGGCUUUUCUUUGGUUUUCUUCAAAAUUAGUCUAAAAUGUGGGUGAAAAAAACACUGCCAUUCACAAGUUAGGGAAUCUAGGGUUGGCUGGAAGUUUGCUAUGGAAAUUUCAGUGUGUCGAAGUUUGUGUGGUAGCUGAAGAGUUUAGAUGUGUCGAGUAAGUUGAAAAUGGACUGAGACUGCAAGACUGGCAUAAGCGAGAAACUGCCUGUAGGAUCUAGUGUGCUUGAGGGAAAUGGAGACUUAGGGGAGACGAAAACAGGUUUGUGCCAAAAUGUAUUUAUUUCAAUGGCACCGAGCUACGGUGAAUGGAAAAUAUUCAUUCACUUCCCUGCUGCCACGACACCUGGCCUUCAGAAGGUGCUGGGUUCCGAGUGUUUGUAAAGGCAUCUCAGCAAGGACUGAGCUGUGAAGGCCUAUGAUUCCACAUCAGCUAGAUUGAGUUGAUUCUGACCAGACUUGAUGGUUUUAAGUCGGAACCAAUAAACUUUAAAAAGGAGAAAAAACAAUUUGGCCUAAUAUUAUAAAACAUGAGGCUUUAAUGGUACUUUGCUAUGAAAAGAAAACACUGUAUUCCUUAUGCAAAACACAUAUAUCUUUCAUUAUUUAUAAUAAAAAUGUUGAACUCUCUUAGCUCAGUUACUCAAUUCAAUAUGUAGUAUUUUUAAAAAUAAUUUUAUAUCUGUGUACCACCCCAUAUAUUUCAUAUUACUGCUUCACAUGUCCAGCUUUCUAUUCUUUUUAAGAACACCAACCAACCAAGUUUUAAAUGAUUAAUAGAAUUGAGCACUGGGUGGCAGAUGUUCUAUGCAGAGUGGUACAGUUUUCUUUGACCACACUUAUACGCAUUGCUAAUACAGAAUUUAAGAUACCAUAAAAGUCUCUCUUGGGCCUAUCUAUAUUGUAGAAGUAUGACUUAUGUCAUAUCUUACUUGCCAAAUUUUUCUGAAUGUGACUUUUUGCUAAUUUGCUGGGUUUGGGAUUAAGUAGCAUUAUUUUGCCACCUUUUAUGUUGUAUUUAUAAAAAGACAAAGUGCUAUCAUACUACUUUGGAUUGUUGUGCUGGUGUAAUGUGGAUUUAACAUCAAUAAAUAUUUAACAAAUAACAGUU
This is a messenger RNA of Equus caballus (horse), 6423 nucleotides long. It is a transcript of the gene PALLD, whose product is annotated as palladin, cytoskeletal associated protein. Gene Ontology annotation, molecular function: axon guidance receptor activity. Gene Ontology annotation, biological process: synapse organization; actin cytoskeleton organization; cell migration. The record is from RefSeq and is a predicted model, not a curated record. NCBI's taxonomy places the organism in Eukaryota, Metazoa, Chordata, Mammalia, Perissodactyla, Equidae. Gene Ontology annotation, cellular component: plasma membrane; neuronal cell body; axon.